GUUCGUUCUAUUUUAUCCAUUGAUGACUACUGCACACACCACUACGGACCAGAAGAGACAUUUAUGAAAAAUCUUUAGCGAUUUUUAAUUAUGAAAUGCAAAAUUACAAGUUGGUUUCAGAGCAGCAUGAAAUCAGCAGAAGUAUGCCGAAUCUAUGCACAAGUUGGCUACGAAACACUGGGCAGAAAAUGUAGCUGAUCCGACAAAGAACACAAAGUGUAGAAUAGACUGGGUCAAGUCUCAGUGUCUGGAAUAUUUUUUUAAAGGUGGGACCGAAGUAUAUUGGGAUAGAGAAAUUAAUAUCAAACAUAAGAUAGCUACAAAUCAAAGCGUCGAUGGAAUAUUAACAUAUCAAGAACAUUCUGAUUCUGAAAUAAUUAAUCAUGAACAGGCACCUUCAGAUAAAACUGGACAGCCAAUAUCAGGGAGCAAAUUGAUUUGUUCAGAUCAUGAAUCUACAGAGGAUAAAGAAUCAGAUAUACGAAAGGAAAGUCAUGAUGGUAACUCGUCAGCAACUAGCUGUUGCUCUAAAAAAUUUAAAACAUCGAGAAAUACAAAGUUUGUCCAAAGUAAUGAUGGAGAUAUGUUGGAUCUGAUCAAAUCAUUAGAUAUAGAAACAUCUAAAGUUAAGUUAUUGGAUGUCGGUAGCUGUUACAAUCCUUUUGGGCAUGUUAAAUAUUUUGAGGUGACAGCAAUUGAUUUAGCACCAUCUUGUGAAGAGGUUUUACAAUGCGACUUUUUGAGUCUGCAAGUAGGGUCAAAUGAUGUAUUUUCUGAAAAUAGAAAACAAGUCGUUCAACUGACUACUAAUUCUUUUGAUACAAUCGUAUUUUGCUUGUUGUUAGAGUAUUUGCCAUCUCCAGAGCAGAGAUAUGCCUGCUGUAAAAAGGCAUAUAACUUGUUGAAAAACGGCGGACUAUUGUUGAUUAUUACUCCCGAUUCAAAGCACGUUGGAGCUAACGCAAGGUUCAUGAAAUCUUGGCGUCACGUCAUGUCGAAUCUCGGCUUUAUGCGAAUAAAAUAUGAGAAGUUGCCACACGCUCAUUGUUUGGCUUUCAGAAAAUGUUUUUACAAGGAAGUUGCCACUAGGUGGGCCAGAUUACAAAAAUUUACGAAAGACGACGAACUGUUUCGUUCUGAAACCAAAAUAUUCAUACCCCAGGAUUUCACGGCAGGGAUUAGGGAUGAUAAUAUCGAUGCUCUUUCUGACGAUAAAAUUACCGGUGUUGAUGUCUACAAUGAGUUGCCUUAUACGUGAUGAUCCAAUGAUAUUAUCAAUAAAUAAACUUUCUCAUGUAAGGAAGAACCAAUUA
This is a messenger RNA of Athalia rosae (coleseed sawfly), 1313 nucleotides long. It is a transcript of the gene Samtor, whose product is annotated as S-adenosylmethionine sensor upstream of mTORC1. Bases 155 to 1258 code for a protein of 367 amino acids. NCBI's taxonomy places the organism in Eukaryota, Metazoa, Arthropoda, Insecta, Hymenoptera, Athaliidae. The record is from RefSeq and is a predicted model, not a curated record. Gene Ontology annotation, biological process: negative regulation of TORC1 signaling. The transcript has 2 exons.